Corylus avellana is the source of this 4456-nucleotide messenger RNA. The record is from RefSeq and is a predicted model, not a curated record. Lineage: Eukaryota; Viridiplantae; Streptophyta; Magnoliopsida; Fagales; Betulaceae.
CGCUGCCUCGCACGACCGCUCACCGUUGCAUUGACCUUCGCCGCUACCGGAGAGAACACGCCUCUCACCCCACCACCGGAACAGCGCUACAAGGAGAAAAAAAAAAACCGUUCAACCCGUUGCCAACACCAACCGGAGGAACACUGCCACACCGUCCCGCUCAACCACCGGGACGAAGCCGACCACCACGCGCAGAACUACAGGUAACGGCUGAGCAAUAACCCACUGCGGCACAAUCACACCACGCACGGCACUGCACAGCGAAAUCUCCCAAGAAAGCACCGCUCUUAUAGGAACCUUAGUUCUUAUCGCCCAAAAUCAGAGAAAACAAAGGAAAAAUAGAGAACGAUACGACCACUUCGAGGGGGUCUAGGCUGUCUAGCCUCUACAGAUUGCUUAUAGCAAUUGAUUGAAAUUGUUAUUGGGUAAUAAGCCUAAAGAAAUCCUAACCUAGUAAGGAAAGGACUAAUUAUUUAACAAAAAUAAUACAAUUGGAGGGUUCUUAACAGUAUGGUUCUGUUAAAUCAGCUGCUAGUGGUUAAUAUUGUUAAGGAGAAGUUGAUUUUUGGUGCAAACAACCUUUUCAACAUUUGAUGUGUGUCAAAGGGUGUGAUACCGAACUGGAUGAGAGCUUCUUGUAGAAAUGCUUCACAUGGAUUAUAAAACAUGGAGCACCAUAAUCAAGAGCUGUUGUGUUGACGCCAGGCAUAAGGAAGCUUUGUCCCUUUUCCUUGAAAAUAUACGAUCUUUAUGGGGCUUUAGACCUGAUCACCAAGUCUUGGCAGCCAUUCUUAAAUCCUGCGCUGCCUCCUCAGCCGUCAAACUGGGGAAGGCUCUGCAUAGUAAUGUUGUGAAGGAGGGCCAUCUUACUUGUCACUCUGUAUCUAAAGCUCUGCUUAACAUGUAUGCCAAAGGUAGUGCACUUGAUGAUUGCCAGAAACUGUUUGGUCAGAUUGGCAGCUCUGAUCCUGUCUCUUGGAACAUUGUCCUGUCUGGAUUUUCUGGGUCCCGAAUAUAUGAUCCUGAGGUGAUGAGGUUGUUUUAUGCAAUGCACAUAGGUGGCAAGGCUAAACCUAACUCCAUCACUGUUGCUAUUGUUCUUCCUGUGUGUGCUCGAUUACUAGAUAUAGAUGCAGGGAAGAGUGUGCACUCUUAUGUGAUUAAGUCUGGACUGGAAACAGAUACCCUUGUUGGGAAUGCUCUGGCAUCAAUGUAUGCAAAAUGCGGGCUGGUACUCAAUGAUGCAUACACUGUGUUUAAUAGCAUUAGUCACAAAGAUGUUGUUUCUUGGAAUGCAAUUAUUGCAGGGUUUGCCGAGAAUAAGUUAAUGGGUGAUGCUUUUGGAUUGUUCAGAUGGAUGCUUAAAGGGCCAAUAGAACCAAAUUAUGCGACCAUUGCAAGUAUUCUUCCUGUUUGUGUUUCUUUAAGUGAGAAUGUUCCCUACUGCUUUGGGAGAGAGAUACACUGUUAUGUGCAGCGGCGGACGGAAUUGGUGGCAGAUGUUUCUGUCUACAAUGCUUUGGUAAGCUUCUACUUAAGAGUUGGAUGGAUGGAAGAAGCAGAGUCCUUGUUUCGGACUAUGAUAUCAAGAGAUUUGGUUUCAUGGAAUGCGAUUAUUGCAGGAUAUGCAUCAAAUGGUGACUGGUUAAAAGCUUUGGACCUGUUUCAUGAAUUACUCUCUCUGGAGCUAAUUGGGCCAGAUUCUGUAACUUUUGUUAGUAUUCUGCCUGCUUGUGCAUUCUUACAAAAAUUGCAAGUGGGGAAAGAGAUGCAUGGAUAUAUUCUACGACAUCCUCACCUACGUGAGGAUACAACUGUUGGCAAUGCCCUAGUUAGUUUCUAUGGUAAAUGUGACAGAAUAGAAGCAGCAUUUCAGACAUUUUUGAUGAUUUCUCAGAAAGAUUUGAUAUCAUGGAACUCUAUGCUAGAUGCUUUUGUAGAGAGUGGUUAUAAUAUUAAGUUUGUGGGCCUAUUAAAAUGGAUGCUUAGUGAGGGAAUUAGACCUGACACCAUUACCAUCUUGACCAUAAUUCAUUUUUGUGUUACUGUGUCGAGAGUUGAGAGGGUUAAAGAAGCUCAUAGUUAUUCAAUUAAGGACGGUUUGUUACAAGGUGAUAUUAAACCUACUAUUGGAAAUGCAUUGCUUGAUGCAUAUGCCAAGUGUGGAAAUAUGGAGUACGCGUUCAAGAUUUUUCAGACGUUAUCAGAGAAAAGGAAUUUGGUCACGUGCAACUCAAUGAUCUCUGGUUAUGUGAGUCAUGGAUCACAUGAUGAUGCACAUAAGAUUUUUAAUGGGAUGUCUGAAACAGAUCUCACCACCUGGAGUCUCAUGGUUCGAGUUUAUGCAGAGAAUGAUUCUCCUGGUGAAGCUCUCAACUUGUUUCAGGAGUUACAAGCUCGAGGAAUGAAGCCCGAUGAGGUGACAAUUAUGAGCUUCCUUCCGGUAUGCGCUCAAAUGGCCUCAGUCGACCUGGUGAAGCAGUGUCAUGGAUAUGCAGUUAGAGCUAGCUUUAAUGAUUGCCGCCUGAAGGGAGCUUUGUUAGAUGUGUAUGCAAAAUGUGGUACUAUAAAGUCUGCUUAUAAGCUUUUUCAUUCCAGCCCCCAUAAGGAUCUGGUUAUGUUCACAGCUAUGGUCAGUGGGUUUGCCAUGCAUGGUAUGGGAGAGGAAGCACUAAAGAUUUUCUUUCAUAUGCUUGAGUUGGGUGUAAAGCUAGAUCAUGUUAUCAUCACUGCUGUUUUGUCUGCUUGUUGUCAUUCUGGCCUUGUAAAUGAGGGGUUGAAGAUAUUCUAUUCAAUAGAGAAGGUUCAUGGGUUCAAGCCAACAAUGGAACAGUACGCAUGUGUGGUGGAUCUCCUUGCUCGAGGUGGCAGGGUAAAUGAUGCAUAUUCUUUUGUAACUAGGAUGCCCAUUGAAGCUAACGCAAAUGUGUGGGGAACAUUGUUGGGUGCCUGUCGGAUCCAUAAUGAGGUGGAAUUGGGCUGUCUUGUUGCAGAUCGCCUUUUUGAAAUUGAAGCUAACAAUAUUGGGAACUAUGUAGUGAUGUCAAACCUGUAUGCAGCAGAUGCAAGAUGGGAUGGGGUAGUACAGAUAAGAAAGCUUAUGAGGACUAGAGAUCUGAAAAAGCCAGCAGGAUGCAGCUGGAUUGAAGUGGAGAGGAGGAAGAAUGUUUUUGUGGCCGGGGACUCCACUCAUCCACAAAGAAGCCUUAUAUACAAUACAUUGUGUACAUUGGAUCAACAGAUCAAGGAGCCGCUUCAUUUUUGAGUUGAUUAAUGGGCUUCGUUAUGGCACUUGUUGUGUCAUAACUCAUAAGCAAAGCAGGUGGAAUUACUAUACCAAUGAUCCCGACUUGAUUGCCUGUAGCUUUUGAGGGCCGAAUUCUUGUGUUGCUUGGAUGCUUUGCAAGUUUCAUAUUUCUAACUUGAGGAUAAUGAUUAGGAUUUUUUUCGGCGUUAGUACUUUGAAUUCCAAUUUUCAAGCUUCUUGCUGAUUCUGGUACUUUUUUUUUCCCCCUUUUGUAGCUGAAUUUCAAAAUUCAGGUAAGCUUUUCAGUAGGGAUCACACUGCAUCCCUAUGGAUCAGAUGGAUAGUGCUAAGUUAUCUAUUUUUGCCGAGUACCAUGUCGGUUCUUGGCACUCCAUUUAUUGGAAGUUGAGAAAGAUGAAUGAACUACAAAGGUUGGAGGCAUACUCAAACCAUUUCUACGAAAGAUGAAUGAACUACAAGGUUGAAGGCAUACUCAAACCAUUUCUAUGCUUUAUGAUAUAUGCUCAUCAAACACACACACACUCUCAAUUCAAUUGCAUCGUACUGACUAGUCACACCUUUUAAACUCCACUUUUCUGUAGCAAUACCUCUUCUUGUAGAAUAGGAAUCUUUUUGUUGUAAAAUUUACCUCAUAGUUUAAAUGUUCCCACAUUUUCUUAAAUGCAUUUAAAUCCAUAAUUUUCCAAUUUUUCACCCUUUAACAUAUUCUGCUCAUUAUUGCUCUGCUUACGGAUAUGCUGAAAAGGAAGUGUUGGCAAGGUCUUAAUUUAUAAAUUUUGACUGAUUUCUAAUCUGGAAGUCACCACCAAAAAUUUGAAUGCAGACAAUGGAAAGCUGAUCAGGGCUCUAUCUAAAGUAAGCAACAUGGGGUCAGCUACAGUUAAAAGAUCAGGAUCCUCCAUUCGGUUGAUGAUGAGAAAACUCAGGAAAACAAGAGAAAGUAGACAUUUUUGGGUAACUUUGGAUGAGGAACCUGGAAGUUGCUUUUCUUGCUCGCCAUAAGCAAUAUCUCCUCUUGAAAGCAGGACAAUUACUUUCAAUGUCCUCUCUUUCUCUUUCUCUCUCUCUGAAACUGUUUCUGAUCAUUGAUUUCAUUUUAUCAAGAACACUGGUAAUUACUUACAUGGUGGAGCAACGGCAACACGGGUGGAUUUAGUAGGGUCAGCUGUGAUAUACACUGUUGGAGCU